CAUUUGAUAGAUAACUUAUACUUAUGAACACCAUUCUCGGUAUAUAAAAAAAGACAACUGAAACUUCCCUCUAGUGAAUGACUUGAUGAUAACUUUGUACGUUCCUACCCGUGCUUUAGUGAAAGAAGAGUCAACUCUGUAACUGAAGUUUACACCUUUUAAGAAACCAAUAGUAACAAUUUCUGUAUUUCAAAAUUUCAAAGCGUUCUUAUUCAAGAUAUUCAGGAAAUGGCUCCCAAAGCACAAGAGGAAAUGCCAAACAGAGUUACAACGUUAACAGAACAAGUCAAAGCUGAAGAGUUGCCACUUGUAUGGACAAAUGUCACUAUAUUCAUCUUCUUACAUGCUACUGCCUUGCUUGGGUUGUAUGUUGGCGUGACUCAACCCACAUGGCAAGGGUGGGUCUUAGCUGUUGUGUCAUGUUUCUUGUCCUGUCUUGGAACAACAGCUGGUGCCCAUAGGCUUUGGUCUCACAAAGCUUACAGUGCGAAGCUUCCACUUAGAAUUUUCUUGAUGCUUUUAUUCUCCUUGGCUGGUCAGAACGACAUCUAUGAAUGGUCACGUGAUCAUCGGGUUCAUCACAAGUUUUCGGAAACUAAUGCCGACCCUCAUGACAUUAACCGUGGAUUAUUCUUUGCUCACAUGGGGUGGUUAAUGAGAAGGAAACAUCCGAAUGUUAUCAAAAAGGGAAAGACUGUUGAUUGCAGUGAUCUGCUUGAAGAUCCCGUCGUACGUUUCCAACGACGCUUCUAUGUACCAUUGGCUUUUUUGUGUGGUUUCAUAAUACCCACUUUGAUACCAGUUCUUUGCUGGGGUGAGAGAGUAUGGUUUGCUUUUGUAACCAAUGGUGUUGCUCGCUACGUCGUUUCCCUUCACUUGACGUGGCUCAUCAAUAGCAUCGCUCACUGGCGGGGGAAUAAGCCUUACAAUCGCUUCUUGACUGCCGUAGAGAGCGCCAAUAUUACGUGGUGGGCUCUAGGAGAAGGUUUUCAUAACUUUCACCACAGUUUUCCUAACCACUACGCCGCCAGUGAGUACGGAUGGAAACAUAACUUUACAAAAAUGUUUAUCGACAUCAUGGCUAAACUUGGCCAAGCCUAUAAUCUGAAAACGGUGCCAGAUGAAGUGAUUGAAAAGACGAGACGGAAAAGUGGUGAUGGAACAACUACGUUUGGGCCUUCUGUUGAAGAACUUCGGAAACAAUGUUAACAAUAUGUUACAAAAAGAGAACAGUGACUUUAUAAGCUUGAUACGAAGUGAAACUAAAACACGUACAUUCCAGGAAAUCUCAGAUUAAACCUUUGAGUUAUUUUAAAUCAUUUAUAGUUGCAUGUUGUGUACAAGUUUUACCUCGGAAAAUAAAACUGUGAUAUUAAACUUUCCAAUGACUUCUAGAGGUAUAAGAAAUUGACUCAUUCAGUUAAUAGCACUAGUAAAACAGACGCUCAACACAAGUUUGAAAUAACCUUUUCUGCAUUACUACUGAUUACAUCGUAUACGACUUAUUUUAUCUUAUGACUUAAUUUACAUUUAUUUGUUAAAUUAUGUCUUUAGAAACUGAAUAUACCGAUGACAUAAAACACCAAAGAUGUACUUGCUAAAGUAUGAAGUGUAUAAAUUAAACAUAAUCUCUUUAUUUUCUUUGAAAUUUAGUUUAUGAUUAAAAAACAAAUAUUUUUAUGCAUCUAGUGACCUACAAAAGUUUAAACAUAAACAUUACAAAGUAAAACACCGACAUACUGAAAACUCAGAAAAUGAGGAAAUAUUACUCUUUCUUAUAACUAUAGGGCUAGGGACUUCUAAGCAACGUUCUGGAGAAGGCUGAAAUUUUACCUAGUGAAAUUGGAACAAGUUUAAUUCGAGGUUUUAUCUUGCAUUGCUUUGUAUUUUGCUACAUGUAAUAAAUAAUGUUUCAUCCAUUUUGACAGACUUUGUGGAUAUUUUAUUCUAAAUUUUUUCGUUGAUUUUUCUAUUGUUUUUAAAUUUAUGUUUAUGACUUUUUAACUUAAAUAGAGGCUCCGUUUUUGUGCGCUCUUUUUAUCAAUUUUUUCAGGGAAAUAUUGUUUGCAAAUAUAUCUUUAAUUUCCUUAGAUGGCAACUUGGAUAAUAUUCAAAACAGUUUAUUUCCGUUUUGGUUUGAAAGAAUGUUAACAAAUAUAUCGAAUUCUAUUCAAAUAAAAUAUAAAUUAUGGUGUUAGGUUUGUUUUUUUUAAAUUACAAUGACAUUUUAACAUAUCUUGAACAAAAAAGCUUUACCACGAAUUAUGUAUUUACGAAAUCCUGGAAAGAUAUGCAUUACUUUGAGAAAAAUACGCAAUAUAAUUAAAGUUAUUUAGAAUAAAAAUGAAAUAUAAUUCUUAAAUAAAUAUAGUAUAUAAAGUACCCAUAUUUUGGCUAGUAUGAACAAAAUGAAAAACCUUGCAGCUUCUUUGUAAAUUGCUUUAUAAAGCUGACUAAAUAUUAUACUGUCUUGGCUAUGGUUUCCAGUAUUUUUAAAUCCUAUCCAAAAAAGUAAUUAAAAUAGAACAUUAAAAGUGCACACUGUGUUGACACAUAUAAGGAAGGGUUCAACAUAUUAAGUGUACUUGAUUGAUCUAAAUUAUUUUACAGAGUAACAGGUAUGAUACUUUUAAAUACACUGACACCUGUAAUGAUUCAGCUUCUUCUUUUUUCAUUUGUUCUACAAAUUGACAAGGAACGGGUUUUUCUUUCUGUGUAUCACUUCGCUUAGCUUCACUAAGCAACUGAACAUGGAGUGUGACAGUUUGCUCUCCAAUGCUAAGGAGGACAAGUUGCUCAAGGAUCCUGUCAUUCAGCUACCGAGUGAUUUAACACCAACUUUC
Messenger RNA from Limulus polyphemus (Atlantic horseshoe crab), 2843 nucleotides. RefSeq names its product delta(9)-fatty-acid desaturase fat-6-like. Bases 229 to 1209 code for a protein of 326 amino acids. Gene Ontology annotation, biological process: unsaturated fatty acid biosynthetic process. The record is from RefSeq and is a predicted model, not a curated record. Gene Ontology annotation, cellular component: endoplasmic reticulum membrane. Lineage: Eukaryota; Metazoa; Arthropoda; Merostomata; Xiphosura; Limulidae. The transcript has 5 exons. Gene Ontology annotation, molecular function: stearoyl-CoA 9-desaturase activity; iron ion binding.